GUAGCGUGGAUUGAUUAGAAGAAAAAUUGCUUUUUCUGGCGGUUUUCCUCGAAGGUUUUGUGCUGCAAAAUACCAAGUCCUGUGUACUGCGAUGGUUUAAAUUGAUAGUCAACAAGGAAAAACGGCAAUUUCAGGCAGCUGAGUUGUGAAUAUUAUUGUAAAUUUUGUGUCUCGUAUUGAUAACUUCAGUAAAACACUCAGAAAACGCAUGUUUUGACACAAACUGCGCACAUUUUUUCUUCUUAAUUCUGCAUAUUCGUUCAGGUUUCUGCUGCGACUCGUGGGGGGCUCCCUUCCCCCUGCGGACCCACCACGGCGUCCACCAUCGGUGUGCUCAUGGAGAACGUGGAUCUGGUGAACCGCCAGUUCCUGCGCCACCUGGAGUCGGUAGGCGGCGGCGGCGACAGCAGCUACGACUCGCCGCCCUACCCGGAUCAGGAGAACGUGACCAGGGCGCACCGCCACCGCAGCGGCGGAAGGCGGCGUUCCGGCGGCGGCCGGUGCGUGCAGCAGCAGGUGCAGCAGCGGCAGGCGGCGAACCUCCGCGAGCGGCGGCGCAUGCAGUCCAUCAACGACGCCUUCGAGGGCCUGAGGGCACAUAUCCCCACCCUGCCCUACGAGAAGCGUCUCUCCAAGGUAGACACGCUCCGGCUGGCCAUCGGAUACAUCGGCUUCCUCAGCGAGUUGGUCAAUAGCGGUAGGCAUCCGGCGGAUCCGCUGCAGAGUCAGGCAGCAGAACAGCCGAAGAAAGUCAUCAUACAGUGUCACAGAGGUACACCGGCAGGUUAUGUUCCAUUAGCGGGACACUCCCUGUCGUGGUCCAGUGAGAAACCAAGCGCACAGAAUGGAAGUGUCAUGGUGGCCAAGGUGUGGACGCCCGAAGACCCCAGGAGGCAUAAAUCCGAGAACAGUUCUUCGCUGGGAUCCACGUAGACUGUCAUUUCUUUUUUCUCGGUCGCAGAAUCCACAUAUCGCACAAAAGUGGACUAGGACGAACUGUGUUCCCUUUCAUAGUUGGACAGAGCUUGAACAAAUUAUACUACAACCGAACUAAUGCCGGAUGUUAUGUACAUACUUUUUGAAAUCGGUGUACACAGAUUUAAAUGAGAUGUAAUUUAUUUGUUUUGAUUGUAAUUUAAGCUUUAUAUUUGAGUUUGAGCAAUGUUUUGACUAUGGUUAUCUUACGUCUGCAUAUAAUGUGAGGACAAGGUCGUAUCUUCAAGCUGGCACAGUGUAUCGCGUGUAUUUUUGAAAAUUUAGUUUUGUCUACAUUUUUAAGGUAGCGUUUCAAAAUUGUUCACUGUAUUCUUAUUGGAAUUGAAAUGGUUAGCUGUAGCCACAAAAUUGCAAGAGUUUUGUCAAACAAAUAAAAGUGAGGAA
Molecule: messenger RNA, 1380 nt
Organism: Uloborus diversus
Lineage: Eukaryota; Metazoa; Arthropoda; Arachnida; Araneae; Uloboridae
Product: pancreas transcription factor 1 subunit alpha-like
Exons: 4
Coding region: 337-933 (198 amino acids)
Biological process (GO): developmental process; regulation of transcription by RNA polymerase II
Molecular function (GO): DNA-binding transcription factor activity, RNA polymerase II-specific; protein dimerization activity; RNA polymerase II transcription regulatory region sequence-specific DNA binding
Source: RefSeq, a predicted model, not a curated record